This is a messenger RNA of Ictalurus punctatus (channel catfish), 2451 nucleotides long. It is a transcript of the gene ubxn8, whose product is annotated as UBX domain protein 8. Lineage: Eukaryota; Metazoa; Chordata; Actinopteri; Siluriformes; Ictaluridae. The record is from RefSeq and is a predicted model, not a curated record. The transcript has 8 exons. Gene Ontology annotation, molecular function: ubiquitin binding. Gene Ontology annotation, cellular component: endoplasmic reticulum; nucleus. Bases 91 to 921 code for a protein of 276 amino acids.
UCGGGCACUAUACGGCUUGUGAACGGAAUGUUUUUAGACUCCAUAUAGUGCACUACAUAUCCAAUUUAGGAUCGAGCCACAAAUCUGGAAAUGGCUGCAUCGAGAGAGUUUUUAUAUGUUGGCGUUUUCUUUUUCUCGUUAUUUUGUAUUGUAUCGUGGAAGUUUUCAAUAAUAGGUGUGACGGAUGCAGUGAAGUUAGUAGGUCGUGGGCUGUUGAUACUCGGUGUGUUGACUUGGAUGAGCUCUUGCUUGUACCCCAAGCUGAAGUCUUACCUGUUUCCAGCGACCCCACCGUCAGUGGAAGGUCCUGCUGAAGAUGCACACAGUAUACUUAAACAGAAGAAGGCAAGAAGGGAACAACAGCAUCAACACAGUGUUAAGUCGGACGAAUACGUCGAGGCAGUCGUGAAGCCCCGACAGGAAGCAGUGCUCAGGAAGAAAGAGGAAGACUUCUAUCGUGUGACGGGACAAAGCUGGAAACUUAGCGAGGGUUUCACACUAGGAGGGGAGGAACAGACGAUGGCAAACACAGAUGGCGACGAUGAGACUCCUAACCAGAGGGCCGCAAGGAAGCGGAAGGAGCUAGAGGCACCGGAUCAGGCUCCUGUCCUAACACAACUGCCGAAAGAAAAAAAGAUCAUAACCUUACCCAAUGAACCUUCAGAAGACACUAAUGGGGUUGUAAAAAUCGCUCUGAGAUGUCCCAGUGGACGAACAGUCCGAAGAAGGUUUUUUAAAACUUGCAGAUCUACAGUCCUUUUAGACUGGUUGCACAAGUCUGGAUACUCUCCCACGCGUUAUGCCUUGUACAUGUACCCCAGGAGGCCACUGCUCACACGAUCAGACCUCAGUAUGGAAGAUGUCGGGAUCAGCGCGCACACCACUCUUAACGUGGAGGAAAAAGACCCUCCCACACGUUAAUACCAUCCUCAGGUCUUUGUGAAGGUUUUCAGCAAUUCAGUAGUUGAAUCGAGGCACCUGGACCUUUUAUUUAUGAUGAAAUAUUAGAUCUAUUAGACACAGUUAAAAAGAAAGUUCCAUAGAUGUCAGUCACAUCUGGUUCUGUAUCAUUUUAAUACCUUCUGUAUUCUUUAUUGUAGCAAAAAAUCUAUAAGGAUGAUUCAUCUAUAUCUUAAGGAUGCUUAAAGAUGGGCAAUGUGACAAUAUUGAUACAGUACACUGUAAUAUACUUUUCAGUACUUUUAUAGCACUUGCUGAAAAUUUGUUAGCAAACCUUAUAUCCCUUCUGAAAGUAUUUCAGUUUUCAUUUCCUGAUAUUUACAUCUAGAUGUGUUAAACAAAUUAGAACUCUGGUGGCAGACCACCCAGUUUGUAGGUGAGCAAUAGUAUUGGAACAGGUAGUCUUUAAGUAAACAACACUUAAUAUUUGGUGCAUAUUGCAUGCUUGCAAUAACUGCAUUAAGUUGGCGACCAAGUGACAUCACCAAACUGUUGCAUUCUUCUUUUGUGUUGGUUUUCCAGGCUUGUAGCACAGCUUUUUUAAGUUUUUGUUUGUUUUGUGGGGUGGGGUUCUCCCAUCAGUGUCCUCUUCAGGGGGUGAAAUGCAUGUGCCAUUGGGUUAAGAUCUCGUUAUUGACUUGGCCAGUCUAAAACAGUUCCACUUUUCAACCUGAUAAAGUCCUUUGUUGAGCUGGCAGUGUGUUCUGGAUCGUUGUUUUGCUGCAGGAUGAAGUUCCUCCCACUUAGAUUGGAUGCAUUUUUCUGUGAAUUGGCAGACAGGAUGUUUCUGUGGACUUCUGAAUUCCUUCUGCUGCUCCCAUCAUGAGUUACAUCAUCAAUGAAGAUUAGUGAGCCUGUUCCAGAAGCAGCCAUGCAAGCCCAAGCCAUGACACCACCUCCACCAUGCUUGACCAAAGAGCUUAUGUGUUUUGGAGGUCUUGUUUCCAUGUCUGGUUGUUAAUACACCAGUGGUUUAUUUUAUUUUCAGGACAUUCCAAAAUGUUGUAUUGGGUAUAUCCAAUGCUUAUGUACUGACUCUGAUUUCCCCUCUUUUCUCAGUGUCAAAAUGGCUUGCUUCUGUCCCAUAUACAGCUCUCUGGUCUUCAUGUUGGCUUAUCCUUUGUAACAAAUGCAGCCUUCACAGGCAAAACCCAGGGCUCAAAGCAGGAGUAGAUAAUCAAAUCUGUUAAUUGUUUAAACAGUCAAUCUGACACGGCUAUCUGGGCCCUACGAAACACCUGUCCAUACAUUACAAUAUUUUUUGAUGAUUUGAAAAACGAGUGGGUUACAACAAAAGGUGCCAUAUUACAAGUUGUUUAACACAGCUAGAUGUAAAGAUCAGGAAAAGAAAAUGAGAUUCUGAUCUAGUGUCUUAUUCAGCCUUUGAUCUCAUAUCCAAAUGUAUAUGUAGACCAAAAAUGAAAAUUGUCCUUGCUGUAUUAAUACUUUCAGAGAGGACUGUAAAUAACGUAAUAAAUAUUGUGCAUCAUG